AUGCUGCCAUUAACGCAUAAGGAUUCCCGUGGAUUUGGCUAUCGAAUACGGGAGAAGUUCAACAGUUGGAGCCGGCUCAUUCUGUCGGAUCGCAAUUCGCGAAAUUUGUUUUUCUUCCUACUGCUUAAUUUAAGCUUUGCCUUUGUCGAGCUGAUGUACGGAAUAUGGACGAACAGUUUAGGGUUGAUCUCGGAUUCGUUCCACAUGUUCUUCGACUGUACCGGGUUGUUGGCCGGAUUAGCUGCGUCCGUUAUAACGAAGUGGCGGGCUAAUGAGAAAUAUUCUUACGGAUACGUGCGUGCAGAAGUUCUAGCUGGAUUUGUGAACAGUCUCUUUCUGCUGUUUAUUGCAUUCUUCAUCAUGUCGGAGGCAGUGGAACGUGCUAUCGAGCCUCCGGAAGUAAAACACGAACGGUUAUUCGUCGUCUCGGUACUAGGGUUACUGGUGAACCUGGUCGGUAUCUAUGCAUUCCAACACGGUGGCCAUGGACAUUCGCAUGGUGGGGGCGGUGGCCACGGUCAUUCGCACGGCGGUGGUGGCGGUGGUCACGGACAUUCCCAUGGUGGAGCAAUGAAUCAUCACAGCCACGAUACUCAUCACCUGCUGUCGAAUCAUAACGAUCACCAUGGGCAUUCACACGGUGCUGGCGAUCACCACCACAACCAUGGAGGUGGCAGUGAGAUUAUUUCGACCAACUCGCAGAUUAUGCGUGGUGUCUUCCUGCACAUUCUAGCCGAUACGCUUGGGUCGGUAGGUGUCAUUAUAUCGGCAGUGCUGAUGCAGCUGUUUGGUUGGAUGCGAGCCGAUCCCAUUUGCAGCAUGUUCAUUGCGCUAACGAUCGGGCUCAGUACGCUCUCGUUGAUCAAAGAAUCGGUUAUGGUGCUUAUGCAGCGCCAACCGGUAGCGCUGGAUCGAUUACUGCCAUCCUGCUAUCAGAAGGUGACCGGUCUGGCCGGUGUGUAUAGCGUACAGGAGCCACAUUUUUGGACCCUCUGCACCGACGUGUACGUAGGUGUCAUCAAGCUGGAGGUAUCGAAAAACGUUGAUCCCAAGUACGUGGUACAACACACGCGCAUGAUCUUCGAAGCGAUAGGCGUACGGCAGAUGAACAUUCAGCUAGACUAUACUGCAAUGUGA
Messenger RNA from Anopheles marshallii, 1137 nucleotides. It is a transcript of the gene ZnT86D, whose product is annotated as zinc transporter 7. Bases 1 to 1137 code for a protein of 378 amino acids. NCBI's taxonomy places the organism in Eukaryota, Metazoa, Arthropoda, Insecta, Diptera, Culicidae. The transcript has 2 exons. Gene Ontology annotation, molecular function: zinc ion transmembrane transporter activity. The record is from RefSeq and is a predicted model, not a curated record. Gene Ontology annotation, cellular component: Golgi apparatus; membrane. Gene Ontology annotation, biological process: zinc ion transport; intracellular zinc ion homeostasis; transmembrane transport.